This is a messenger RNA of Amphimedon queenslandica, 514 nucleotides long. Its product is annotated as mitochondrial import receptor subunit TOM22 homolog. Bases 53 to 421 code for a protein of 122 amino acids. The record is from RefSeq and is a predicted model, not a curated record. Gene Ontology annotation, cellular component: mitochondrial outer membrane. Lineage: Eukaryota; Metazoa; Porifera; Demospongiae; Haplosclerida; Niphatidae. Gene Ontology annotation, biological process: intracellular protein transport. The transcript is spliced from 3 exons.
UAGGUGUGGCUGGCUAACGAUUGGUAGGUGUGGUCUACACACGUGCUGCAAUAUGGACACUAGGAGCUCUUUAGGUGUUAGUUUCAAAGGAUUGAAGCAAAAGGAAGAAGAGGAAGAGAGUGAAAUAGACGAAGAAGAAUUGGAGGGUAUAAACGAGACAAUUUUGGAGAGAUUGGUUGGUCUCUCUGAGAUGGUCCCUGACAGUUGGUGGAGGCUGAGCAAGAACGGGUUCUCAUUCACCUACUGGCUGAUACGUCGCUCUGCUUGGGUCAUUGGUACUUCAAUGGCUUUGCUCUGGUUUCCAGCUUUCAUAGAAACCCAGAGACUAGAAAUGGUAGCUAUGCAAGACCUCCAAACUAAACAGAUAAUGUUGGGACCUGGUCAGAGUCCGCUGCAAGGGCCACCCAGACCGAAAACAUAAUUUUAAAUAAUAGUGCGACGAAAAGACUAAAUUAAUUAUUAUUAGUGUUGUAAUUUAAAUUCAUUUAUUAAUUCAAUAAAAGUGUAGCAAUAA